AUGGAUGUAAAUUAUGAUGGCCAAACGGCAUUUGAUGCCGCUGCUAAUGGAGAUUUUCCCCUCGUAGUGCUGCUUUGGGGUAUGGCAAUGGCAGUACAACCUCAACCUGUCGAUCUACUAGCAACUAAGGACAAAAGCGGGAAUAAUUUGGUGCAUUAUGCGGCGGCAGGAGGCGAAGAUACGUGCGAUACGAUGCACUUUUUGCUGCAGCAGAUGCAAGCUAGUGGUCGACAAGAACUACUUAUGGAUGCCAGGAAUGAUGCAGGAGAGACGCCACUCAUAAGAGCAGCCCAUGCUGGCAAUUUACGGCUUGCGAAUACGUUGUUGCAAUCGGGAUAUGUCGAUCUACUGGCUCAGGACGCACGGGGCAACUCUGCAGCCCAUCAUGCUGCUGCGCAAGGCCAUCUGUGGAUGCUGCACUUCUUGCUGGAAGCUGAACAGAAAAGGAAUGCUGCACUGGCGAGAACGGAGCAACAUGUGGAGAAGAUGACGCCGGGUGGAUACUCGUUGCAGCACCGCAACGUGCUGCAUUAUGCCUGCAUGAGUGAAUACAAACCCAUGGUGCAGUAUUUACUGACCAGAGGCUUUGACGCACAGGAGGCCGAUGCAGAAGGGAAGACGUGCUUGGAUCUGGCAAAACAGCGUAACUUGCUGUGGCUAAACGACUUGCUGACGGGUGAGGUGAAAGCGGCCAAUCCACCUACACACAUGCGCAAGACACGAGGGAUUGUGGUGGUAUUACAUGGUGCACUGCUACUGGCGAUUCUGGCGACGAGUUAUUGGCUUGCAUGGUGGCUUGCGCUACCGUUAAUUCUCAUUGCUUUAGGGAAAUCACUCUUAUCGUUUCGUCGAAUGGGUCAUGGCCAUGGAGGCCAUGCUCAUGGUGGACAUUCCCACGGCGCAGAUCCCAAGAAUUCGGCCAACAUGCAUCCAUCCAAGCGAAAUGUAGUGGUCGCCAUGAAUGUAUCACUUGAACAAAUAGAAGAAGGUCCGACGGAAGCCAUGUCUGCGCGGAGCACGAAAGUGAAAGACGAGGUACGUGUGGGGUGGCACACGUUGACACGAGCACAGCCAGAGUCGGCCAUGGGCAUCUGGAUGGCUUGGGUCUGUCUGUUCACCAUGUUUUACAUCGUGUUGUGGGUCGAUCCGACGUACAAGGACUUUAUGGAGAGUCACAUUGUUUUCCUGGGCAUCACCGGAGGAAUGGAAGUGGCGUUUCUGGUGGUCUGGGCAAAGUUGGCACUCUUAUGCCCGACAGACCCAGGUAGGAUCUCUACUUACGAGCAUGAUGUGAAGACAAUGCUAGAUAAAGCAUCCCAAGCCGAGCCACCUGACAUGGCUAAGUUCUGCCGCACGUGCCUGGUCAUGAAGCCUAUUCGCUCCAAGCACUGCAAUCAAUGUGGCAUUUGCGUCGCCCGACAUGAUCAUCACUGCGCCUGGAUCAAUCGGUGCGUUGGGUACGGCAACCACCGUUCGUUCUUUUCCUUUUUACUCUUGCAUUGCAUUAUGCUGGGAAUCUACGCUGCAGGAGCGAUUCUGGUUCUCUCUGAUGCAACGCACAAUCUUCAUACUGAGCGAGUAAAGUCUGCCGGAAGUGGUACCAGUGGGAGUUUAUCAGCCAUGGACAUUUGGAUAGAGAUUCCGUCUGUUGUCAGCAAACACCUGAUGGUAGUCAUGGUGUUGAUGUGGUCCGUAGUGGCCUUUGUGGCUCUUGCUAUGAUGACGUAUCAGCACUCAAAGAACAUCGUCAAGAAUCGUACCAUUAACGAGCAGAUGAAUUGGCGUCGAUACGCAUAUAUGACCCAGAAACCAGUGUCUGCAUCGAAUGGUCGUGAGAGCAGCAAGCAAUUUGCUAAUGUGGUGAUGUCCAAUCCGUUCGACCGAGGGUUCAAGACGAAUGUGAUGGAAUUUUUAUCUCGAUCAGGAAGUUCAGCGGUCAAUUAUCACAAGAUCUUUACUGUCCUGACUCAAGAUGCCAGCAUUUCAAGCCCAAUCAUUAUCGCAGCAGAGAAAAUGUCUGUGACAUCGGGUGACUUGAACGAUAUCGUGUAA
Molecule: messenger RNA, 2052 nt
Organism: Peronospora farinosa
Lineage: Eukaryota; Oomycota; Peronosporomycetes; Peronosporales; Peronosporaceae
Source: the annotation of a GenBank genome assembly